CCUAGAACGCACGCAAGUAGCGUCUUGGUAGUUCGAGCGAUGGCAACUUCGGGGGUACAAGGUCAUGAAGCCCUAAACUGUUUGAGAUCAACGGAACCUCCCUUAUGGCUUGCUCCGUCGACUUCGCUUGCUGAAACAGCGCGCGUUGCCUCACAGCAUCUCUUCUCUGUCCUCAGACCCCACGCCCCAAAGUCGCCAUUCGAUCAGCUCCUGAGCAAUGGUUUUGAUGCAGAGCAGAUUUGGCAGCAAAUUGACCUCCAGUCCCAGCCACUUCUCUCCCGACUUCGACGUGACAUCAGGAAGUAUGAGAAGAGCCCGGAGGAAAUUUUGAAGCUUGGUAAAGUUGUUGAUGGUGGCGAUGGCAUGGAUGUGAAAGGUUUUGAUGAUCAUGAGGAGGAAGAGGAUGUGGAAGGAUUUGAUGAUGAUGAUGAGGAGGAGGAGGAGGAGGAGGAGGAAGAAGAAGACGGGGAAGGUGAGGAGAACGAAAGAGGUGAGGAAACAGAUAGUGAAGAGGGUGAGAGUGAGGGAGGAGAAGAGGAAAAUGGGGAAAGAGGAGGGGUGAUAGAAGAUGAAUUCUUGAAGAUAAAGGAAUUGGAGGAGUUUAUGGAGGAGGAUGAAGCUAGGGAGUACGGGUUAGAAACAAAAAAGAAGGAAAACAAUAAGAAGAAAAGUGACCAUGGUAGGGAUGAAGAAGAGGAGGAGGAGGAGGAGAAGAAAGGAGAAAAAGGGAAAAAAGAAGAUGAUGCCGAAGAGGAAGAUGAUGAGCUUGACAUUUUUGGUUAUGGUGGUGAUGAAGAUGAAGGCUUGGACAAUGCCAGAUAUGAAGAUUUCUUCGGGUUGAAAAAGAAGAAGGUUUCAAAACAAAACACUAAACCAAUUGAUGGCUCAAAGGAAGACUCAGAAUCAGAUGAUGGAAAAGAUGAAGAUGAGAGAAACAAUAAUCUUUCUAAAUAUGAUGGCUCAAAAGAACAUUCAGACUCAGAUGAUGGACAAGAUGAGGAUGAGAGAAGCAAUAAUCUUUCUACUCAUGAAAAACAACUUAAGAAGCUUCGAUCUGAAAUCAAGAAGAAUGAGAAAGCAAAUUUGGAGCCAAAAACUUGGACGAUGCAAGGAGAGGUAACUGCUGCAAAAAGGCCAAAGAAUAGUGCACUAGAAGUUGAUUUAGACUUUGAACAUAAUUUAAGGCCUGCUCCUGUAAUCACAGAGGAGGUUACAGCAUCACUUGAGGAGAUAAUACAGAAAAGGAUUGUUGAGGAACGGUUCGAUGAUGUGCAAAAAGUGCCUACCUCCCUCGUUAAAGCACCAAGAGAACUGAAGGAGUUGGAUGAGAAUAAGAGUAAGAAAGGUCUUGCGGAAGUUUAUGAGGAUGAAUUUGUCCAGAAGACGGAUCCUGCUUCUGCUGCACUGUCUUUCUCAGAUGAACAGAAGAACGAGGCAAGAACACUGUUCAAGAAAAUAUGCUUCAAGCUGGAUGCUCUUUCUCAUUUCCACUUUGCUCCAAAACCUGUUAUAGAAGAUAUGUCUAUACAAGCAAAUGUUCCCGCUCUUGCUAUGGAAGAGAUUGCACCUAUGGCAGUAUCAGAUGCUGCCAUGCUGGCUCCAGAGGAAGUGUUUGGCGGAAAAGGUGACGUCAAAGAAGAAGCAGAACUGACGCAAGCCGAGAGAAAAAGAAGAAGAGCAAACAAGAAAAGGAAAUUCAAGUCUGAAGCAGCAAAAAAGACCGCCAAGAAGACACGAGAGAGCAGUUUACAAAAUCACAAUGGCAAGGAAGAACAAUGAAAAUUUUCAAUCAGCAUGAACAUUCAUGGAGAGAUCCCCUGACCCUUUCGAAGUCUUGGCUUCAAUUCUAGAAAGGAAGAUAAACCCCUUGGGAGGCUGGGGUGGGGAGAAAAGAGAACCCUUGAGAAGAUCAACCAUUCAUUUCAUGUAUUUCCAGAUUUUCUUUUAAGAGGUGGUGAAAGGGUAGGGACUCGAUUAAUGGAAGCUUUUUACAGAAGGCGGCUGAAUUGAUGGCUGUGAAUGACUGUAACUUGAGGUUAUAUUGAGUUUCCUUGCUGAAUAUAUAUAUAUAUAUAUAUAGAGAGAGAGAGAGAGAGAGAGAGAAUGUUAGCAGCUGCGUAAUCACGUUUUAUUUGGGUCCUA
Molecule: messenger RNA, 2142 nt
Organism: Tripterygium wilfordii
Lineage: Eukaryota; Viridiplantae; Streptophyta; Magnoliopsida; Celastrales; Celastraceae
Product: U3 small nucleolar ribonucleoprotein protein MPP10
Exons: 14
Coding region: 40-1779 (579 amino acids)
Biological process (GO): rRNA processing
Cellular component (GO): nucleus; Mpp10 complex; sno(s)RNA-containing ribonucleoprotein complex
Source: RefSeq, a predicted model, not a curated record